AUGAAGACGAAUGUAAGCGCGUUGAUCUCGCUGGGAGCAGGUAAAAAUCGGUGAAAUGUGGUCAUAAACUGCUAUGCAAUAUGUUAUGACUUUAUGAAGGCGUCAGGUAAAAAGGUUACGAAUUCUGCCUCCAUUGAGGUGAUAUUGCGAAGUUGACUUAGGAUAGCUAACUCGUUAGUUACAUGCUAGUUCAAUGGUAGCAAAGAUAUUUUGACGGUAGCCUACUCUGUAAGUUCGGAAUCUCUUGUUCUCUCCCCUGAGUCAAACAGUUAAGUUACCAUGUUCAACAAUCCUAUCAGAUCAACUGAUGACAGGUCAAUGUUUGUCUGAAGUGGAAACACAUUUAGGGUAACCUUAGGUAGCUAGGUGAUUUUAGUGCCUAACUAGUUAGCCAACAAUGUAGGGCCCUAUAAAAUGGACGGAAUCCAUAAAAUUUAACGGAAUUCAACAAUAUUAAACGUAUUGAACUUAGGGAAUCAACUAUGUAUUACAUUAAUUAGCACACGUUUAUCAUAAGACAAACAGAAUGCAACAGUGAUUCUUAUUUAAUGCAACCUUCUGAAGAGGCAACGAGAAUUCCCCGGUCUGUGUAUGUGCGCCCAGCUACCACUUUGUGUAGCCGUUAGCGAUGACGUUAAUGAAAAAUCUUCUGGUAGAUGUUAACCCAAAAACCUAAUCAAUUCAAUGUUAACUACAAAGUAGCCUAUGCAUACCUGCCAGAAUGAUAUCAUGAUUAUUUGCAUCAAUCCAAAAACAUAACUAAACAUCCUCUUGCAAUGUGCGCACUGGAAUUAUAGGGUAACUACACCCACAAAUCGAAAUUUAAUUUAAUCGAAUUUUCCUAGACCUCGAAAGUGGUGUCCUGAUGUAGUAUAAUCAUUAUUGUUGACUUAGAACAACUAACAUAGUUGUUAUUCAUAUGAAAUUAGAAGUGUGAUUUUGAUAGCAAAAACCUGAAAUAAAACGGGAAAAUGGACACCUGGAAAAACAAAACGGAAUUUAGGGAAAAACAGAAUCAGGCCAAACAUUUAAAUGAUUAUAUAGGGCCCUAACAAAUCAAAUUUUAUUCGCCACAUGCGCCGAAUACAACAGGUGUAGACAUUACAGUGAAAGGCAUACUUAGACUAUGUAGCUAAGAGAUGAAGCCUACAAUAAAUUCAGAUUGCCUUUAAUAAAUUCACAGCCUUAAAUCAACUUUCAGGUUUGACAAGUCUCAAGAUGGAUUCCCUAUACGGCCAGGUAGCCAUUGGAAUAUUGGGAGGAGUGGGCUGUGGACUUUGCCUUGGCUGGCACGUCCGGGCUCGGUUCAGCAACUCCUCCAAAGACCUCAUCGGGGCGGCGAUGGGGAAUGGCAGCGGGGGUGAAAUGGCCGCCAGCGUCAUGGGAGAAGGAGGGGAGUUCAAAAUGAUCCUGGUGGUCCGAUCCGACCUGAAGAUGGGCAAGGGGAAAGUGGCAGCCCAGUGCUCACACGCUGCUGUGUCGGCCUAUAAGCAGGUCCAGCGCAGGAACCCUGAGCUUCUGAAGCAAUGGGAGUACUGUGGCCAGCCCAAGGUUGUGGUUAAAGCUCCAGAUGAGGACAGUCUGAUAGAACUGCUAACCCAUGCCAAAGAGGUAGGGCUGCCUGUCAGUCUGAUCCAAGAUGCAGGGAGGACCCAGAUAGCACCAGGAUCCCGUACUGUGUUGGGAGUAGGCCCUGGACCAGCUGAUCUUGUGGACAAAGUCACUGGACACUUGAAGCUCUAUUAGACACGAAAUAGGACUUGAAUUGAGUAGUCUGUAUUAGUUGUAUUUGAAGUAGGAUAAUCAUGGUCCACUUCAAAAUGUAUUUUUUUAAUAGAGAAGUGGUCAUUUGGGAACUGUACAUUACUUUUCAUUAAAAGGUCCAACAUCA
Molecule: messenger RNA, 1891 nt
Organism: Coregonus sp. 'balchen'
Lineage: Eukaryota; Metazoa; Chordata; Actinopteri; Salmoniformes; Salmonidae
Source: the annotation of a GenBank genome assembly